Molecule: messenger RNA, 1601 nt
Organism: Pieris brassicae (large cabbage white)
Lineage: Eukaryota; Metazoa; Arthropoda; Insecta; Lepidoptera; Pieridae
Gene: Stam
Product: signal transducing adapter molecule 1
Exons: 8
Coding region: 223-1434 (403 amino acids)
Biological process (GO): protein transport to vacuole involved in ubiquitin-dependent protein catabolic process via the multivesicular body sorting pathway
Cellular component (GO): ESCRT-0 complex
Molecular function (GO): ubiquitin binding; phosphatidylinositol binding
Source: RefSeq, a predicted model, not a curated record
UAGACAGCUUCAGCUAACAGCUUGUUGUUUUCUUCUGACUUUUCAUAACAUUAAUCAUUUAACAGGAUUAUAAACAAGAUAAAAUUAAAUGUUACAAGUCUAAAUCUUAAACAAAGAGAUCGUAUUCCUCAAUGUGAUUGCCGUAAUAUUUGCGUCCAUAUCAAAUAAAAGUUACCAUCUAUUUCGUGUACUAAAAAGGUGAACAAAAAAGAAAGCCACGAAAUGGGAAUCUUUGGAACAUCGUCACCAUUUGACGCAGACGUUGAGCGUGCAACAAGUGAAAAUAACACAAGUGAAGAAUGGGGACUUAUAUUGGAGAUUUGCGAUCGAGCUGGUGCAAGUGCCACAAAUUCAAGAGAUUGUCUCCGUGCUGUCAUGCGGCGUCUUGCUCAUCCAGAUCCUCAUGUACAAGUCCAUGCAGCUACCUUACUUGAUGCUUGUGUAUCCAAUUGUGGAAAGAUAUUCCAUUUAGAGGUUGCAUCACGUGAAUUCGAAAUGGAAUACCGCCGUUUACUCUCCCGUGCCCAGCCGGCUGUUGCACAGAAAUUAAGAGCAUUGCUACGGAAAUGGGCUGAUGGAGAGUUCAAGAAUGACUCCCAACUUGAUCUGAUUCCAUCUCUACAUACUAAGCUGUGUGCAGAAUUAGGAGAAAAGUCUAUUGCUGUACCUACUACUGAUACACAGCAGUCUUCCAAAGACGUAGCAGCUCAACGAGAGCAAGAAGAGUUGGCUCGAGCGAUCGCUCUUUCAUUAAGAGAGGCCAAUCCCACAGCAGGACCCGCGAACACAUCGACCUCGAAGACUCUUUAUCCCCGCGUGGAGUCGACAAAUGAACCACCACCUGCGAGAAAAGUCCGCGCUUUGUACGACUUCGAAGCUGCUGAAGAUAAUGAGCUGACCUUUGUAUCUGGAGAAAUAGUACACGUGACCGACUCCACCGACCCCAACUGGUGGAAAGGCUAUAAUGACCGUGGCGAGGGAUUGUUUCCAGCGAAUUUUGUUACCUCCGAUCUUAGUGAACCAGCUCCAGAAAGUGAAACAUGUCCGCCAGCGACAUCUAGCGGCAAGACCGUGCAAUUCGCACCCGAGACGCCUCUGCGCAUAGACGAGUCUUGUAUGGACGAAGCGCUCGCCUUACUCCACGAAGCGGAUCCAACUGGCGAAACACCAGAUGACGCGCGUCAGUCAGAGCUUGAAGCACGCGUAUACGCAAUGGGGCCGCUCGUUGAUGCCGCUCUGGAGAAGGCUGAUAGGCGCCACGCCCGCCUGACACAGCUAAGCUCAGACCUAGUAGACGCGUUGAACCUCUACCAUGAGCUUAUGCGCGAACCGAAGCCGAUGUACCAGCAGUACAUGCCGAUGAUGGGCGUGCCACCUGGACCUCACCCGUCUCACCCUCAUAUGGGCCCGCAGCCACAACCGCCUAGGUGCUGAUCAUUCCCGCAAUUGUAAAUAGCGUCCAAAACGUUAAUAUAUAAAUUAUUGUCUUCUUAUAGUUAGCCUAAUCGUGUGUUAAUUCUGAUGAACAUUUCGAUUAUAGACAUAUUUUUGUGUCUCAUAUUACGGAUUGGAAAUAUAUUUUUAAAAAAAAAAAAAAAAAA